AUGGAGAAACGUCGCCGCCGCCAGAUGCAUUUCAGUGAUAUCCUGGCCAGCGGCAUGGCCGACGAGGACGACACUCAGGCAUGGGCUCGGACCCUUGUUCGAUGCCACCGCGAGCAGGGCGAGCACAGCUCUGUCAAUGUCGCUGCUUCCUCCCACGCGGAGAUCCCCAUGUCGGCCAAAUCUCCUGCUCAGGAGCUUCCUAUGCCUCCUCCUGGUAUGACCAGAAGAUCCCUCGUGCUGCCUCCCAUCAACGCCGCAGGAAUCAACCACCUCCUGCUCCAAACCAGGGCUCAUGACCCUGUCGCCCAGGCUCUCAUCCAGAAGAACACCAAGCACCUUCAGGAGCUGGGCACCUUUGACAAGUUGACAACCGGGAAGAGUACCAAGCCUGAUGACCAGGCUUUCUCCAAGGUCCCUGAUGAUGACGGUGAGACUGUCAACAUGCGAGUUCGAGCAGCUCAUGAGCGUCUUCAGGCGUUCAUCCAGUUCUUGCCUGAAGAUGAGUCAAGCCCACAGCCUACAUUUGCUCCUAUUGAUUCUCUCGCCGCAUUCAAUCUUCUCCCUGCUCCCGGUCCGUUUUCUGCUCGCGUACCUCCAGCCUCAUCAGCUCCUCUUGCUCUACUUGCUCGUCGUGACUCUCGUAAGUGA
Messenger RNA from Penicillium antarcticum, 648 nucleotides. RefSeq lists its product as uncharacterized. The record is from RefSeq and is a predicted model, not a curated record. The transcript is spliced from 2 exons. NCBI's taxonomy places the organism in Eukaryota, Fungi, Ascomycota, Eurotiomycetes, Eurotiales, Aspergillaceae. Bases 1 to 648 code for a protein of 215 amino acids.